Pseudogymnoascus verrucosus is the source of this 1025-nucleotide messenger RNA. RefSeq lists its product as uncharacterized. The transcript has 2 exons. The record is from RefSeq and is a predicted model, not a curated record. Bases 85 to 921 code for a protein of 278 amino acids. Lineage: Eukaryota; Fungi; Ascomycota; Leotiomycetes; Thelebolales; Thelebolaceae. Gene Ontology annotation, molecular function: FMN binding; riboflavin reductase (NADPH) activity.
CGGUAAUCCUUUUGACAGCUCGGCACUAGCAAUUUGACAAUUGCUGCCGCAGCGAUUGUUGCUGCCCCUACCGGAUCCAUCGGAAUGUUUCCAAAUACCUCGAGGAUGGGUGCGAGGCCCAGUACUGUGAAGGGGUUCUAUUCCCUGUUCUAUGAAUGGUCGGUGGCUAAUAGCCCUGCAAGGACGCACAGUAUAUGCAGUGGCUUUUCGCAAGCAAUUGCUUCCUCCCAGCGCGUGGUUCAAGCGCGUAGUUUCACCUGCUCGAGCAAAAGACAACAUGUGAAGAGCGCCCGCCCAGACGAUGAACCCCCUCUGUCCACCCACCUACGACAAAUUAUGCGCAAGAUGCCCCAUGCUGCAGUGGUAGCUACAACCAGCACUGGUGGCCCGGCCUCCUCCUCGACCUCGAAUUUCAGAGGAAUGACGGUAUCCUCCUUCUCGACUGUGACGCUCACACCCACGCCGAUUAUCUCAUUCAAUAUACGCAGGCCAUCUCGGACACUAGAUGCAAUACGCCAGUCUCGCCAGUUUCUCAUACAUGUUCUUUCUGCUACGGAAGCUGGGGCAAAUGUGGCACAUGGUUUUACAAAGGGGAAUUCAACGGAUGUAUUCGCGAAGCAGCAGUUUGCCGUGUGGAAUGUCGGGAGCAAAUACCCUCUGCCAUUACUAUCUUCUCCAGGCGUCACGAAGGUGCUGAGAUGCAAGCUAAGGGACGUAGGAGAGGGUGCAGGCUUGAUUGAGGUUGGUGACCACGUUCUGGUUCUGGCAGAUGUGGAGAGCAUCAUUGAGCCGCCGCCAACGAAGGAUGCGGCGACCUUGGAGGAUAGAGGACUGUCAUAUCUCGAUCGAGCUUACAGGGAAGUUGGGAAGGUUAUACAAGUGCUAGACCCAGCGGAAAGUGAAGAGCUGGAGAAGCAAUGAUGAUGGGUUGAAUGGCCCCUGUACCACCGUCUGCUAGACAACUACAUGUAUAUUAUUGUUAAAAUAUUGGAAAUAAUACCAGAGUAAUUUUAUGUUGCCACCAC